AGAAUUCUUUGAUGGUUUGUUUGAGCAAAAAACAUUUUAAAGAAAGAAAAUCAGAAGAGGAUAAGAAUGGCCUAUCAGAUUUUGUCAAAAUAUCAACAGAAUUUUACGCGUCUAGGAAUAGUCUGUGUUGACGAGAUAAAAGCAGUGUUUAAAGACAGUUUUGAGAGUCAAAUCAAGCCGGUAGAUCUUUACAAUGCCAUUAAUUCGUGUCCACAGCUAAACACUGGAAAGGACAAACUAAACCUCUUUCAGCUUAAAAUUUGUUAUAUAUCUCCGCCACAAGUUCCUGACUAUGACAUGUUCGACGUUUCGCUGCUUUAUAAACUGAUACGAAAUCUUUGUCCAAAUUUAACACCGACAAAAGGAUGGGGAAAAACACCGGACUCAAAUCAUUUGCGAAUUGGAGAUGACAUUGAGCGCUUCAGGGAUAUCCGAAACAAGAUGUUUGCGCAUCUAAAAUCUUCGGAAGUUCCUGAUAACAUAUUCGUUCAAUUCUGGAAAGAGCUGCAAGGAAGCUUUCAUAGAGCUCAAAAGUUUAUAACGUCAUUUGGAUAUAGCGUUAACUAUAAGGAAAACCUCAAAUACAUUGAGAAACUUGAUUUGGGUUGCGAAGACUUGAAACGAUACAAAUUUCAAAUGGAAUUUCUGAUGAUGUUGAGGAAUCAAUCACAAAAUACAGAUGUUCCAAAGAUAAAAGUAAAUGGAAAUACCAAAGUUAACUGUGGAGAUGAUGCGCGUUUUCAGGCCUUGACAGAACAUUGUCCUAGCAAUCAUAACUGGCCAAUUACUUGGGAAAUAGAAAAAGGGAGUGAAAUUAAAGUCAUUGAUAUAAAGAAAGAGAAGUACAGGGGCAGUUCCAGCACAGAAUUAGUUAUAAGGAAAGUUGUAAAAGAAGAUGCCGGCGAAUAUCGGGCAGUCAUAUCGCGAGAGUUAGAUGGAGAACAUUUUAAGAUUUUGAGUAACAUUCUCAAACUAGAUGCCUUAGGAGAUCUUCCAAAACUUGAAAUUUCUCAGGCAACUUCAGCGAAAAAUUGUGUCAUCAUUCAUUACAGUUGUUGCGUUCAAAAUACUUCAAAUUGCCUAAAUUCAAUCCAAUGGACUCGAAAUGGAGACCUUUUGAUGAUAAAAACAGCAAAGUACAAUGGAGGUGGUCUUACAGACAAAUAUCUGAAAAUUUUCUCACCAACUGAAGAAGACAGUGGUCAAUACAGAUGUAAACUGUCAAAUGCUGUGGGCUCCGACGAAAAGUGCAUAGUUCUUGAUCUUCCUUCUGUGUUUACAAAUCAUGAUACAGAUUUUUCCGAACACAGAGUUACACUGAUAUGCAAAGUGUUAGUCACUGAGGGAUCUCCAGAUGUAGAAAAGGUUGUAUGGACUAAAGAGAAAAAGCAAAUCGAUAUUUUGGGAAGCGGAGGAAAAUAUACCGGUGGAAACGAAACUUAUCCUUCGCUAGUUAUACACGGAGUGAAUUCUAACGACGCUGGAGAAUAUCAGUGUCGAGUUUCUAAUGCAGUGGGAGAUACAUAUAGCAAUCCGAUUCAUUUAGGUCUGCCGCAUAUUGAAAAAGAUAUUACAUGCUCAGAGGAAGAUGGCGAAAAUCUUCUUACUUGUAAAAUUACCGUGAAAUCCAUACCGGAGGCAAAAGCAGCUGAAUGGAGAGUUCAACAAGCCCCGGAAGAUGUUUUUCAAGCCAUCAAUAUUCAUGAAUCAACAUUUAGAGGUUCUACAGUUUCUUUACCACAUCCAAUCCUGAAUGUGCAUGGAUUUAAUCCAGAACUGCAGCGUCUGAUUCAAUUCACAGCGACUAAUUUCAUUGGUGAAAAGACAACAGUUAUUCAAAGCGAAAAAUAUCCAAAAGAAGAUGCUGUAAUGAAAGAAACUGAUUCCCAUAUAAGUAAAUAUGCAAACGGAAGUGCUGCUGUCCUCUUUGCCAAUCUAAGAUACGAUCUUAUAGAAUUAUUUCCACAAGAUAAGAUAGAAAACAUCAAAUGUUUACUUCACGAACUUAAUUAUGUAGACGAAUUAAUUCAGGGACUUUACAACAGUGAAAUCUUAAUUUAA
This is a messenger RNA of Saccostrea cuccullata (small rock oyster), 2061 nucleotides long. RefSeq names its product hemicentin-2-like. The transcript has 8 exons. Lineage: Eukaryota; Metazoa; Mollusca; Bivalvia; Ostreida; Ostreidae. The record is from RefSeq and is a predicted model, not a curated record. The coding region runs from base 67 to 2061 and encodes 664 amino acids.